This is a messenger RNA of Erinaceus europaeus (western European hedgehog), 507 nucleotides long. RefSeq names its product sialic acid-binding Ig-like lectin 8. The transcript is spliced from 2 exons. Bases 22 to 441 code for a protein of 139 amino acids. NCBI's taxonomy places the organism in Eukaryota, Metazoa, Chordata, Mammalia, Eulipotyphla, Erinaceidae. Gene Ontology annotation, molecular function: sialic acid binding. Gene Ontology annotation, cellular component: plasma membrane. The record is from RefSeq and is a predicted model, not a curated record. Gene Ontology annotation, biological process: cell adhesion.
GGCAGCACCACAGCCUCAGACAUGCCGCUCCUGCUGCUGCUGCUGCUGGGCCUGCUGUGGGGGAGCCUGGGGGCCCAGGGCCAGAAGGGGAACAGCCCUGGUUACGGGCUCCACAUGCAGGAGUCAGUGACGGUGCAGGAGGGGCUGUGUGUGCAGGUGCCCUGCACCUUCUCCUACCCCCGGGAUGGCUGGGGCGACUCCACCCCGGCUCACGGCUACUGGUUCCGGGAAGAGGCUAAUACACUCAGAGACACUCCAGUGGCCACAGACAACCCACAGCGCAGAGUGCUGAAGGAGACCCAGGGCUGCUUCCUCCUCCUCGGGGACCCCAAGGACUACAACUGCUCCCUGUUCAUCAGAGACGCCAGGAAGGAGGACCAGGGAAGAUACUUUUACAAGUCCUCACCCACACACCCCUCAUCCUCAUCCCAGGGACCCUGAAGUCGGGUCACCCAGUGAACCUGACCUGCUCUGUGCCCUGGGCCUGUGAGACGGUGAAGCCCCCCA